UCCAACGACGACAGCUCCCCAUAACUUCUAUGUUGUGAUGAGGACCGUCACAAUGACCGAUCAGCUCAGAAACAAAAGUUCUGAAGUCUACAGAGAAACGGUGGCACAAGUUCAAGCUGUGCUGGAGCAAUAUCACUCAAACAGUCCGAAUAGCGACCAGUUCGAGCGCGUUGAAGUUAACGACAUCACCACUGUCAACGGCCAAGUCGUUGCAAACUACACUGCGUAUCUGCGGACUGCUAACGUUAACGAGGGGUUUGACCUGGAGAACAAUCUCAGGGAGUCCGAUACCCUGAACGUUGAGAACAGCCUUGGGAUAGAUUUCACCACGACAUGCUACGUUGGCGGCAGGGACCAACUUUGUCCAACAAGUACACCCGGGAGCGCCCUUCCAACUGGUAUCCUAGCUGGGAUAAUCGUUGGAGCGGCGUUGCUAGCUGCUCUAUGCUUCGCCUUGCUGUGUUGCCUUCGCCCCUUCUAUCCAGCGAGAUACCACUACGUCUACAGACCGCAGCGUUACUACCUUCGACCAAUACGACGGUACCUCCCGAUGCGACACGGUCCGCCGCUGAAAACCCAGGCCCACCCCUUCAGGAGGAUACACAGGCCGCCCCCUCCGUACCGGGAGACUCAGUCGACCACAUACUCCUCCGAUCUCUAUGAUACUAUCUCGGACAUUUCCUCGGUGGCAUCUACCACUAUACGACAACCAACUGAGACGCCAUCUGCACCGUCAUUAUCAUCAUCAAUUAUCAUUGCAAAACUACGUUAACUUUAUUCAGUCUCAAUUAUCAUGGAAACUUAUCUGUGUUGGUAGUAAUCAUAGUACAAUGCUAAACUUUCAUCCAACACAAAAGCACACACGGAUCAAAUGUUUCUGGUCGUUGAAAAUUUUGGUCCGUGUGUACUUUUGUGUUGGACGAAAGUUUAGCAUUGUACCAUUUAUUCAUUGUCACUUAUAAACAGGUAUUGAAGUGAUGAAUCUUACCUAUUUAUCUUUUAAUACGUCUUUAAAGAUACAUGUAUUUUUGAAAUUCCCUUACACGUACUGCAAUAUUGCUAAAUGUCGCUAGAGCGCUGAUUUUUUAUGUAGGUUGCAGAGUAUAUCGCAGUAUUAUAAUGUUAAGUCUUACACGUUCGAUUAGUAUCGUUUUGCCUUAUCUAUAACAUGAUAUAAUAUAAUAUAGUGUAGAUUUCGCACAAUGUGAUUAAGUAUUACUGUAGAGAAAUAAGAUUUUGUUAGCUGUGCCUAUACGUAAUGCAACAAUACUAAUGCAUAUAACCUAUGAUGAUAAUCUAAGUAUUCUACUACACA
Messenger RNA from Branchiostoma floridae (Florida lancelet), 1315 nucleotides. RefSeq lists its product as uncharacterized. NCBI's taxonomy places the organism in Eukaryota, Metazoa, Chordata, Leptocardii, Amphioxiformes, Branchiostomatidae. The transcript has 5 exons. The record is from RefSeq and is a predicted model, not a curated record. Bases 38 to 772 code for a protein of 244 amino acids.